CGAAUCUCGAUUUAAAAUUUUGUUGAAAGGGUUUAUUUUGUGAUUUUUUUGCAGUUAUUAUAAAUUGAAAUAACAUGUAUGAUUAUUAUUAACUUAAAUUAAGUAUGUUUAUUUUCUAUCAAGUAGCAAUCAACUAAAUUAUAUCAAUAAUGUAAUAUAUAACUUAUCAUAAUAUGUGGGGCAUGAUUAACAUAAUACAAUAUUAGUGAUAUGCACAAAAUGGAUACAAAAGAACAUACAAAUCGAGGAUUAACUACUAAAGAUGCUUUACAUAUUUUGUAUAAUGAAAUACUAUCGCUUAGAAAUAACAUUAAGCAACAACAAAAGCUUAAUGGAAAAGAUAAACUAUGGAUUCGUGAUUCACUUCAUCAUUCUAGUCAAUUUACAAGUAUCUGUUGGAUAACUGCUUCAGUGACUUUUAUGUGUUCAUUUUUAUUAAUUCUUGUCAGUUUAUUAUCAGACGAACUGUGGUAUUUGUUUGACGAUGGCUUAUUGUUACUUCUGUUAUUAUUCAUAAACAUCAUAGCUGUUUUAUGGGAUAACAAAUUAAGAUACGAAGAAAUGUUUAUUAAACUUGAUCAUACAAUGAAAAAGCUAAACAGUGUUAAAGAUAAAUGCCAUUGGAAAAAAGAUAAUUAUCCACAUUUGUGUAUGCCUUAUUCUCCAUCAGUUACUUUACAAUGGACUCAGCGUGAUGGAUCGUUGGUGAAUUUACCUUGGGCUUUAUUGGUUAAAGGAGAUAUUGUGCUUUUAAAACCGGGACAGACUUCGCCUUGCCAUGUUACUAGACUUAGUGAAAAAGAUAAGUGGGCACCUGCAGAACUAUCACGUUGGGAAAUUUUUAAUCCAGAUUUGCCUACUUCUUUGCCUAAUAAAACUACAGUUCCAUCCAUCAUAUCUCGUAAACCUUUAAAGAAUGUUCCUUACAUAUUGAAUGAAACUCCUUAUUUACUCAAUUUAAAAAUUGCUUUGGAUUUAGCUCAAAAUCGGCCACCCAGUUUUUACACUAAAUGUUUGUACUUGCUACAAAUAAUAUUUAUACAAAAAUUUGCUGCUGCCUCUUUUUUGGGUUCUUCUAUAAUUAUCGUGUGGUGGCGUUGGUCUUACAUUACACUUUGGCUACAACCGGGUUCUUGGGUAUCAAUGUUUAUUGUAUUACCAAUUUCGAUUAUUAUUCCACUUUUACCGCUGAUGUUACCCAUUGCAUGGAUGUUAAUGACCUGUUACGGAAAUGCAUUGUUGCAGUCGUCUACUAUAGUUCAAAAAAACAAAGAUAUUUUCGAUGAAACUGAAACUGAAGUCAAAAAUAACUCCUUAGAAUUCUCUUUAAAGAGUUUAUGGACUAAUUUUUACUCUGGUGUACUGGGAAAUGCCAAUUUCUUACUUCGUUCUACUAACUUGCUGCAUGUUCUGGGAUCAACAACGGCUUUGUGCUGUGUGGAUAAAAAAGGUAUUCUGUCUUGGCCCAACCCAACAGCUGAAAAAAUAUUUUUUUUACAAAACUCUUCUAAAACCAUUAAUAAACAAACAAGCUUCAUUGAUCCAGCUAAUUGUGAAAGUCAGCGUAAGAGUUAUGACAGUACUAUGCUACAUUCUGAAAACUGUGCAGUUGAAGUUCUUGAUUUAACACACGAUCGUGGUUCAGCAUGGAGACUGCAGUUUGAUGAUGCUAGUUGGUCAACUCAUUUAGCUUCCUUAAAACCUUUAGGUCUUGCAGUUCUUUUGAAUACAUGUAAUCCAUCAACUCAUGCCCAUUAUGCUCAAUUUUGUGCACACGUCUCUUGUCAAGCUUUAUACAGUGAAGUGCUAGUUCCUGUUACUAAUCGGAGAUGCCUAUGUGAAUUGGCUCGACAAAUUGGAUUUUCAGAAUCCGCUGAUAAUAUAUUUGAACUUCAGCUACAACUAUCAACUUACAGACAUGUCCAAGCAGAAGUUGCUCGGAGAGAUAUUAAAUUUGCUAGAUCAUUGCCUGUUACUACUAAAUUAAAGUUCCCAUUCCCUCACAUGGUCUGUGUAGGACUAAGAGAACGUAGUAUUGCUAAAUGUACUACAGGAUUACAACUAUUUAGUCAAGGUACUGCAGACAUAAUAUUAGAUGCUUGCAUAGACUAUUGGGAUGGCCGUGAUCUUAAUCCUAUAUCUCAAUCUGUUCGAAAAAAAGUAUUAGACUUCUAUCAAAGGACAAGUUUAACAGCUUAUUGCACAGCAUUUUCGUACCGUCCACUACCACUACCUCCUGAUAAAAGUUUUUCAGAAACAUACUUGGAAUUGCCUGCCGAUUGUCAUCAGUUAUUCUCAAAACUUAGUCGUAGUCCAACACCACAUCCGUGGACAUCAACAACAAAUUCUAAAAGACGUCCACAAUUUCAUUCGUCUGAUUCAUUGAUAUUCGGCGACUUUGAGUAUAACUCUAAAGAUGUAAAUAGCUGUUUUGAAACGCAAUGCAAUCAGAUAUUUUUAGGAAUGGUGACAAUGCAGUAUCAGCCACAAUAUGAUAUGGUUCAAUUGAUUGAGCUUCUAGAAAAAGCGUGUAUACGUUUUGUCCAUUUUAGUAAAGAAAACGAACUGAGAUCAAGAGUUUUUUCUGAAAAAAUGGGUUUGGAAAGUGGAUGGAAUUGUCAUAUCUCGUUAUUUGGAGAUACUCAAACCAGAACACGUCUGGAUCCUAGUGAGGGUGCAGCUACCUGUGAUGAUGAAACUAGCUUUUUGAUACCACUAACAUCAACCAGUCAGUCUAGGAAAAAAUUAGCUGAACAGGAACACAAUAUAUCGGUUGAAUAUUUUCCUCCUCUGAACAUAAAUUGUAAUGCGUUGAAUACAUCUCGCGCAAUUAGUAUGUCGGCGCCAACAGCUUUAAACAUGGAUUAUGCUCAAGUUACUAUCGAACACGAUGGAGAGAAAAUAACAAAACCAAUGCUUGUUCAAAAGGAUACACUAGUAAAUGACAAUGGUAGUAACUUAGUCGACGCAGAAAAAAAUCAAGAAGAAUGGCAUUCGUUGAGUUGUAUGUCUGAUAGUACAGAUCAAAGCGUUCCAGUUAAUUUUGAUAUGUACAACAGAGCAAAACUUCCUCGAGGAAUUGAAAAUAUUCGGCCUCAUUUAGAGUGUAUUGACAACGUUCCACUUCUAGUUUCACUUUUUACUGAUUGUACUCCAGAAGCCACUAAAGAAAUGAUAUCAAUUAUGCAACAGUACGGGGAAGUAGUAUGCGUGUUAGGAUCAUCUCCUAAUGCUGAAAAUAUUGGUAUAUUUAUGCAAGCUGAUGCAAGUGUGGCUAUUGAACCAAUUUAUCCACAAGUAUGUCAACGAAUUAGCAUCAUGCAUCAACCAAAUCCAAUAGAUGCUCCAAUAUCACCAGUGGGUCUUUCCGAGCUGUUAAAUUCACUUCCUUGUUGUCUAUCACUUAAUCGACAAGACCCAUUACCAGUUUACCAUCUUAUUAUGGAAGCAAGAUGUUUAAUGCAACGAGUUUGGAACUGUGUACAAUUUUGGACUAGUUGCAUGGUUUCACUUAGUUUUCUUCAAUUAAUUGCCAUUGCUCUUGUCUUACCACCUAUUUUGUCUGUUGGUCAAGUUUUAUGGUUGACCUGCAUUAUAAUUCCACUUUUAGCUGUCUCCUUAGUUGGAGGGCCCACAGAUCAUGAAGUAAUGCACAAACCAUCAGGAAAAAAUCAGUGUUCAAUAUCUACAGAACUCUCCUAUUAUGUAAUGUGGUUUUAUGGUUUGAAAUUCUUGCCUGUCGUAAUCGGUAUGAUACUGAUUUUCAUAUGGUCGCUUAAUGAAGCAUGUGAUUUAGUUUUCGUUCCUAAAAAUGUUAACUCAACAGCUGAAGUUCAAAAAUGUUGGUAUGUAUAUCCAGAAGCAAAAUUAACAGAAUGGGGCGGUUGGUCAACAUACGAACCAACUCUUGUUAGUGUGCAAAGACUUAUGUUGAUGUUCCUUGUAAUGCAUUAUAUAAUUGUGUCCUUAAGUUUUGUUCAUCGAGAUUAUUUACUCUGGAAGAAAACCAUUCAUUUAAAUAAACUAUAUGUUUUUACUACUUUAUCCAUAGUCUUUGUCCAAUGUAUGUACACUGUUCAUUAUGAAUAUUUUUAUAAUGAUGGAAAUGAAGUUACUGUGGCCAUGCUUCCAAUACUAACUUUGAUUUUUGCAUUUGUGUCUCUGUUUAUGGUUUUCAUUAUUAACGAGAUGGUUCAUUGGCACGAAAUAAGAGCAAAUGUGCGGUACCAUAAACGAGCCAGAUUAGAUUUCGGUACCAAACUCGGUAUGAAUUCUCCAUUCUAAAAUUAAUGAAUACAAAUUAGUAAUUGGUUCCUUUGUUAGAUUAAAUAAGAUAGUAGAGUUUUAUCACAUAAACACAAAAUGAUUGUCAUACAAAUAAUGUGAUAUUUAGUAAUAAUAUUAGGUAGUAAAGAAGUGUAGACUUAACUCUAAAGUGUGUUUUCUUUGUACAAUUUUACAUGGCUAUUAAGAAGUCAAUGCUUGUCGGCUUGGCUUUUAAACUUAACAUUAAUUUAUUGUCUACCAAAUUAUAAGUUUAAAAUUAAAUGUCGUUAGUCAGUGAUUAUAAUUUAAGAAGUAAUAAAAAAUGAAUUUGUAAAUUUAAAAGUCCUAAUUUGUAAAACAUGUCUAUACAUAAAAAUAGUAAUAUUUUUUUAUUUUACGGUAAAAUAAAAAAUUAUUCAUCAUCAAAUUCUAGCAUUGAAUUGAGCCAAUGACCAGAACUGGUGGAUUGAGAUAUUUCUUUUUCAGCCUCACUAUUUUCUGUUGUACUUUCCACUACUUCAUUGCCUCGUUCGUUGACGUCUGAAUAGAUAAAUUUAUAUUUAGAACAUGUUUAUAUAUUAUUUUAUUUAUAUUAUACAGUACUUGAAUUUGCAAAAUGUU
Adelges cooleyi (spruce gall adelgid) is the source of this 4887-nucleotide messenger RNA. Its product is annotated as transmembrane protein 94. The transcript has 25 exons. The record is from RefSeq and is a predicted model, not a curated record. Bases 211 to 4284 code for a protein of 1357 amino acids. Lineage: Eukaryota; Metazoa; Arthropoda; Insecta; Hemiptera; Adelgidae.